This is a messenger RNA of Symbiodinium natans, 663 nucleotides long. The record is from the annotation of a GenBank genome assembly. NCBI's taxonomy places the organism in Eukaryota, Dinophyceae, Suessiales, Symbiodiniaceae.
AUGGCCGGUGUGGCACAUGGCUUCGUCGAGUUUGCACUGUCGCAGGAGGUGCUCCGCUUCGGCCAGUUCACGCUGAAGUCGGGCCGGACAUCACCGUAUUUCUUUAACGCCGGCCUCUUCACGACUGGGGAGGCCUUGGCAAGGUUGGGGGAUUUCUAUGCCGAUGCGAUCGUUGCAUCUGGCGUAGAGUUUGACUGCAUCUUCGGCCCCGCCUACAAAGGCAUCACCUUAGCAGCUGCGAUAGCCAUCGCGCUAUACAAGAAUCACGGGCGGAGCGUGCCUUACGCUUACAACCGCAAGGAGGCCAAGGAUCAUGGUGAGGGCGGGCUGAUCGUCGGAAAGCUGACUGGCCGAGUGCUCAUUGUGGACGACGUCAUCACAGCGGGGACUGCCAUACGCGAGUCCAUGGACCUCCUGGCUGCGCAGCGAGAGCUGCAGGUCGUCGGGGUCGCAGUGGCGAUGGACCGUCAAGAGAAGGUCAAAGAGGACGAGAACGUGUCAGCCAUCCAACAGGUGGAGCGAGACUUUGGCAUUCCGGUCAUGAGCAUUGCGAAGAUGGAGGACUUGAUCACCUUCAUCGAUAAGAAGUAUGACAAGGAUGAUCGAGAGGCGCUGCUGCAGAGCAUCAAGGAGUACCGCGACCGCUUCGGCGUGAGUGUGUAG